AUGAUGGAACAAUGUCCUUAUUCUAAUCGAGUAUUCACUUAUACCAAUCCAAUUCGUGACGAUGCGUACAAGUGGUUGGAUGCAAAUCCAAUCAAUGCUAUAAAUGCUAUUCAUAGCGUAAGCGGAGAUGGCAACCGCGGAUUUCGUGCAGUAAGUUUUGAUGCAUACAAGACCCAAGACAACUGGAUCCUGAUGAAAGAAGAUAUGCUAGCAACAUAUAUGCAUGAAGAGAAUUAUAAUACCUUGUAUAAAGCAGUUGGUGAUAGUAGCACCAUAGAUUUUGAACGUCAAGCUAUGAUUGCUAGACUUUCUUCCCGCAUUUCAUCUUGCAACAAUAACCGUUCGUUGUGA
This is a messenger RNA of Rhizopus microsporus ATCC 52813, 351 nucleotides long. RefSeq lists its product as uncharacterized. NCBI's taxonomy places the organism in Eukaryota, Fungi, Mucoromycota, Mucoromycetes, Mucorales, Rhizopodaceae. The record is from RefSeq and is a predicted model, not a curated record. The coding region runs from base 1 to 351 and encodes 116 amino acids. The transcript has 2 exons.